Lycium barbarum (goji berry) is the source of this 3120-nucleotide messenger RNA. Its product is annotated as high mobility group B protein 13-like. Gene Ontology annotation, molecular function: DNA binding. The record is from RefSeq and is a predicted model, not a curated record. NCBI's taxonomy places the organism in Eukaryota, Viridiplantae, Streptophyta, Magnoliopsida, Solanales, Solanaceae. The coding region runs from base 1587 to 2852 and encodes 421 amino acids. The transcript has 8 exons.
GUAGAAUAUAAAUUGUGGAGUACGAGGUUUCAAACACUCUCUCUCUUAUUUUCGCUCAACACACACAAACAUUUCCAGCCCUUCUCUGGGGACUCCGACCACCACAGUCCCUCCACCAAUUCGCCGGCGAGCAGGAAAGGAAGAGGGACUUACACAUGGUGUUCAUCGACCUAGAAAAGACAUGCGACGAAGUGCCGAGAGAGGUUCUAUGGAGAUGCUUAGAGGCUAGAGGUGUACCUGUGGCGCACAUUAGGGCGAUCAAGGACAUGUAUGAUGGGGCCAAGACUAGGGUAAGGACUAUAAGAGGAGAGUUGGAGCACUUCCCAGUUAUGAUGGGGUUGCACCAGGGAUCAGCUUUUAGCCCAUUUUUAUUUUCCUUGGUGAUGGAUGGAUUGACGCGGCAAAUUCAAGGUGAGGUGCCAUGGUGUAUGUUAUUCGCGGAUGACAUAGUCCUGAUUGACGAGACUCGCAGCGAAGUUAACACUAAGUUGGAGGUUUGGAGACAAACUCUAGAGUCUAAAGGGUUCAAGUUGAGUAGGACCAAGACAGAGUACUUGGAGUGCAAGUUCAGUGAUGUAGUGCAUGAGGCUGACAUGGAAGUGAAGCUUGGCACCCAGGUCAUACAGAAGAUAGAUAGUUUCAAGUAUCUUGGGUCUAUUAUAUAAGGAAAUAGGGAGAUUGAUGAUAACGUCACACACCGUAUUGUUGCAGGGUGGAUGAAAUGGAGGCUUGCCUUUCGGAGUGUUGUGCGACAAGAAGGUGCCACCAAAACUUAAAGGCAAGUUCUACAAAGUGGUGGUUAGACCGACUAUGUUAUAUGGGGCGGAGUGUUGACCAGUCAAGAAGUCUGACGUUCAAAAGAUGAAAGUGGCGGAAAUGAGAAUGUUGCGAUGGAUGUGUGGGAACACUAGGAGCGAUAAGAUUAGGAAUGAAGUUAUCCGAGACAAGGUAGCAGUAGCCUCGAUGGAGGAAAAGAUGCGGGAAGCGAGGAUGAGAUGAUUUGGGCAUGUGAUGCGGAGAGACACAAAUGCCCCAGUGCGGAGGUGAUUAGACAGGACAUGGCGCAUCUCCAGCUUACCGAGAACAUGACCUUAGAUAGGAGAGUAUGGAGGACUCAGAUCAAGGUAGAAGGGAACAUAUUAUGUGAGGACGUUUUCGAAUAUGGACAAAGUUAAUAUGGUAGAAACGAGAAUCCUCUAAUUUUCACGAAGGACAUAUCACUCUACCACGAAGAUUAAACUCUUAUAUAGAGAGUAUCCUCUAUUUGGAGAGAAGAAAAUAAAGAAGGCAGAGCUACUGUUACCUCAUCGUAGGACCAUCUCAUAUUUUGUUGAUGGACGCAAAUUUUCUACAAGUUGUCCAUUCUUAACUACUGUGCAAAUGGUGGAAGCUUUUGUUCAAUCGGUCAACGCACAAAUAAUAACAGUGAAUCAAAGAUUUCAGCAGCAGUUUCAUCCAUCAGUUUCCAUGGCAUCAAGCCUGUAGACUAUUUUUUUUUCUCCAACAGCAAUAUUGUGUAACAGUCUUUUUCCGCCCUCUUCUUAUGCCACUUCUCCUUGUUUCUUACUGUUAUCAAAAUUCUCAAAAUGCUAGUGGAUCCUGACGAGCAUCCAUCAUUUUACAAGCUUUUAUUUAAAGAAGGUUUUAUCGACAAAAUACUAAUGCCGCCAGCCUUCAUCAAAGAAAACAAGAGUAUGUUGGCAAAGACUUGCUUAUUGAGAACGGAUGAAGGGGUUUUUUGGGAAGCAAAGAUUGUGAGGGAGAAGUGUGGCUAUUUCUUAUGUGAAGGAGAGUGGCCACAGUUUGUGGAGUAUCACAGAUUGGACCUGGGGGACGUCUUGCUCUUCUUUCUCAUUGAUAAAUCGACGUUCCAAGUUCUGCCCUAUAAACAGAAACGUUAUAGAAACCUUCGUGGGAAGCAAGUAUUUGAGGAACUCAGCAGUAGCUCGAAAGAGGAUGCGGAUGAGGAUGAGGAAGAUGAAGAGGAAGAGGAAGAGGAAGAGGAAGAAAAUGAGGAAGAGGAAGAAGAAGAGGAAACCCCGAGAAAAUCAAAGAAAUGUAAAAGUCACGCAAUAGAAUACUCCGAUGAUAAUGAGGGAGAAAGCAAGGACUCAUCCAGUGGCUCCAAGGAUAAGGAAAGUCCACGGUACUUCCGUUCAGGUUUCAUCAUGAAAGGAGGUGAAUCCAAUGGCGAAGCAAAUAAAGUGCUCUACAAGAAGAAAGCUCCUCCAGGACUAAAACUGUUACUAAAGGCUUGUCAAGAGCAGCCUGCAAAUUCUAUCAUAGGAGGAUGGAAGAGGGGAAGAGCGAGGCGUGAGAGGGAUCCUAACAAACCUAAGCAACCAACAACUGCUUUCUUUGUUUUCAUGGAGGAGUUCAGGAAGCAGUUCGCGAAGAAGAAUCCACACAACCAUGAUAUCUGCAUUGUUGGAAGAGCUGGUGGAGACAGGUGGAAUCAGUUGCCAGAAGCUGAGAAAGCUCCUUACAUACGAGAGGCAGAGAAAAGGAAGGUAGAAUAUAAAGAAAACUUGAGGGCUUACUAUGACCGAAAGGCUUCCAAAGAAGACGCAUCUGACAAUUGCAGGUCCGCCGUCGUUGAGGAAGAGAUGCAUGAUUAUGUCCUCGUGAAUACUGAAAUUGGGAAAAGAAAGACAGGUGCAGUAGAAGAGGAGGAAGCUGAGAGUGGAAGCGAAGAAAAUGGUCCAAAGAAAGUCAGGUCAAAUAUGGUGAACUUCAACAAUAAAGAUCCAAACUUUGAAGUGGUUGUGAAAAAAGUCACUGAUACAGGCCAACCUCUCAAGACUUAUCUUAGAAGAAAAUAUCAACGAGAGGAUAAGGAAUUGAAGAGUUAGGAUGAAGUCUGACUUUUGCAGUUUUUGAAGCACACUUCGGGGGAAAUUGUCAACCAAAUCAAGUGACAAUUGCUUCCUUGAACUGCUCCAGCAGUUUAUUUUUUAGCUGUCUUAUGUAACUCGUAUCCUGUUGUAUUUCCUGUAAAUAUGUACUUAGGAUUAGUUUUUUGGUGUAAAGUAAUUUCAGAUUUGAAACCACUGUAAUCUGGAGUCUUGUGUUUAAGAUUCUUGCACGAUAUAUCAACAAUAAAUCACAGGUUUUUUUCGA